Staurois parvus is the source of this 314-nucleotide messenger RNA. The record is from the annotation of a GenBank genome assembly. Lineage: Eukaryota; Metazoa; Chordata; Amphibia; Anura; Ranidae.
ACACAGUGGAUCACCGAUCCAUGGAAAGAGCCGAACAUGACGGCUCGGUCAUGUGAUCAGCUGUGUCCAAUCACAGCUGAUCACAUGGGACAUGUACACUGAUCAUCAGGGCACUGAUGAUCAGUGUAGCCCCAGCAGUGCCACCUGUCAGUGUCCAUCAGUGCCAGCUGUCAGUGCUCAUCAGUGCCACAUGCCAGUACCCAUCAGUGCCACAUAUUAGUGCCUACCAGUGCACACCAAUACCACAUAUCAGUGCCCAUCUGAGCUGCCUUUCAGUGUCACCUGUCAGUGCCAGUCAGUGCCACCUAUCAGUG